GGCGUACAUUUUUCCUCACUUGUAAACACGUGCAGAAUCCGCUGUCGCCACUGCUUCUACCGUAGAUCAUCUAAACUCUUAAUCACACAUUAAAACCCUUAAGAUGGCCAAAAGCCUCCGAAGCAAAUGGAAGAGAAAAAUGCGGGCAGAGAAAAGGAAGAAAAAUGCCCCCAAAGAAUUGGCUCGUCUGAAGAAGGCGCUUGGUACAGACGUGAAAGGAGAGGCUGUCAUGACAGACAUACAGGAGAUAGCCACUGUGGUACCAGCUGACAAAAUAAAGAAACAAACAGACGUGGAAAUGACAGAAGGUACAGGAGAUGGUGAGAAAAUGGAUAUGGACAGCAAGCGCAGUAAGAAAACUAUGCUUAAUGAACAUGGACAGUAUCCUGCAUGGAUGAGUCAACGUCAAGCCAAAAAAAUGAAAGGCAAACGGACGGCUAAGAAAGGCGGCUCUGGCAAAAAGAAAAAGGGUAUUGCUUGGUAACAUUCCUAAGCAGAGACUUAUUUUGCCCAUAAUUUCAUCAACAUCAUUCUCAGUGGAUCUUAAAAGGAACUGCAUCCCAUAUGGCUUGCUUGAUCAAAUUGUGUUUUAGAAAAACCUUGCUAUACCGAAACCUCGUAUGAUAAACAAAGAGUUUUCUGUGCAAUAGACGUGAAGAAUAGGCUCCCUUCUCCUGAUAGAUACUCCUGAUCACGAUCGUAGCUUAAGAUCUGAGGGGUUUCCCUAGCGGCAUUGGAUCAGAUGCAUUGGGCAAUUUUCACUAUGUGGACAUUGCCGUAUUAAAUAAAAAAGUGAAAAUGUAGAACAAGCUUAACACCAGACUUAAUUAUACCACUUGAUGAUAAAGCAGUUGAAUAUUUAUUCAAAAAUAUUCAGUACAAAAUUACAAGUUGAUCAUCACUGGAUUAAUUCCACAUAAGCAGCUGGGAACAGACCGAUGCGCCCAUGGCAGUGUCCUUUCCACCAGCCCUCAUCGAUCAUCUCCACAUUUGUGAUAAUGUCCUCCGGGUUGAAAGAAAUCUCGUCAUCAGCCUCUGUGGCAUAAAUCAAGCAACAGCUAUGAAAUUUUGUACAAAGAAAUCACUGGCAAUUAAGAAUCCUGUACCUCCUUGAUAAUCAUAAAUGGCUUUUGCUUUCAGGCCAUGUGUCAGGUCUUCAUAAUCAUUUUCAUCCUCUGCUGAAUGUGACAGUCCAAAUAAAUACAUGUUAUAUAUA
Messenger RNA from Periophthalmus magnuspinnatus, 1216 nucleotides. It is a transcript of the gene llph, whose product is annotated as LLP homolog, long-term synaptic facilitation factor. Lineage: Eukaryota; Metazoa; Chordata; Actinopteri; Gobiiformes; Gobiidae. The record is from RefSeq and is a predicted model, not a curated record. Gene Ontology annotation, biological process: dendrite extension. Gene Ontology annotation, molecular function: RNA binding. Gene Ontology annotation, cellular component: nucleolus. The transcript has 3 exons. Bases 104 to 484 code for a protein of 126 amino acids.